This is a messenger RNA of Thalassophryne amazonica, 1109 nucleotides long. It is a transcript of the gene cisd2, whose product is annotated as CDGSH iron sulfur domain 2. Gene Ontology annotation, molecular function: 2 iron, 2 sulfur cluster binding. The transcript has 3 exons. The coding region runs from base 84 to 491 and encodes 135 amino acids. Gene Ontology annotation, biological process: regulation of autophagy; autophagy of mitochondrion. Lineage: Eukaryota; Metazoa; Chordata; Actinopteri; Batrachoidiformes; Batrachoididae. Gene Ontology annotation, cellular component: intracellular membrane-bounded organelle; mitochondrial outer membrane. The record is from RefSeq and is a predicted model, not a curated record.
CAAACUUGGCUCAGAUAAGAACGCAAAAAAGAACCAAGCACAGGAACUAAACCAACACAAAUCGUGUUCAGUGAACAAGCAAGAUGGUUUUAGAGACUAUUUCGAGGAUAAUAAAAAUCCAGCUGCCAGCUUACCUCAAGAAGCUCCCGCUUCCAGAAAGCAUCGGCGGCUUUGCGAGGUUAACGGUGUCUGAGUGGCUUCGCUUGCUACCUCUCCUGGGCAUCCUGGCAUUGCUGGGCUAUCUAACCAUCCGUCCAUUCCUGCCGAAGACGAAGAAACAGAAAGACAGCCUGAUCAACUUAAAGAUCCAGAAGGAGAACCCCAAAGUGGUCAAUGAGAUUGACAUCGAGGAUCUGAAGAGCACGAACAUGUGUUACUGUCGCUGCUGGCGCUCCAAGACUUUUCCUGUUUGUGACAAGUCACACUUAAAACACAAUGAGCUCACUGGAGACAACGUGGGACCUCUCAUACUGAAAAAGAAGAUUCUAUAAGACACCAUUAACCACUGAUGGGAAUUGUCUUCUCACCUCUGCACUCUUUAUAUUUGGCAUAUGUACUACAUAUGUACUCCUCUGCCUUGUAGUGCUGUGUUGACAAACUAGAUGCUGGUCACAAAUGUGGAUUUAAGGCCUGAUUUGGGACCUAAAAAUCAGAUUUCCAACUUAAACUGUUUUAUGUAUGUUCUCAUGAGGAAGAGCUGACACAUUUGGCCUUUUGUUUGUUUAUGUUGGUGUCUGCAGUUCUUUUCUGAAGCUAGUCCCUCACUACACAAUGAUGUGAUAGGAACGCGUGUUUUGCCAUGAUCGUACAGAAAUGUCCUAUUGCAAGGUGUACGGAGGACCUGAGUUACGACUGAACAUUUUGGUGAGAUGAGACGCCAACGCAGCAUUUCGCGCAUCUUCGAAAUUUCUGCGAAGCAGAUGCCGCUGUAUUUCCUGUAUGACACCAUAACAUACAUUGCUUGAUGCUAUGUAGAUGUUAAUUUAUCCAGAAAGCAUUUACAGGGCUGCACUUUUUCCACAUUUUUUUAUGUUACAGCCUUAUUCCAAAAUAGAUUCAAUUUAUUUUUUCCUCAAAGUUCUACACACAAUAUCCCAUAAUGAAAUUUU